GCGAGAAUUCUAAGCUUGUAACAAGUAAGAUGGCCUCCACCGACUCCAGUUUAUCAAGUGAAAAUCCCGCCAAGAAGGAGGAUGAAUUUAACGAAUUUUACUCGGAGGUUAAAGAAAUUGAGAAAAGAGAUUCUGUGUUGACUCCCAAGCAACAAAUUGAUAGACUACUGCGACCUGGGUCAUCAUAUUUCAACUUGAAUCCAUUUGAGGUUUUACAAAUUGAUCCGAGCACAGCGAUAGAGGAAAUAAAAAAGAAAUACCGUCGUAUGUCAAUUUUGGUGCAUCCAGACAAAAAUCAGGAUGAUGCCGAAAGAGCACAGCAAGCCUUUGAAAUUGUUAAUAAAGCGUGGAAAACAUUGGAAAACGAGGAAACUAGAUCGAAAUGUAUGGAUGUUAUUGAGGAGGCAAAAGCGCGGACUGAUCACAUGAUUGCAGAAAAGAAGAAGAAGCAAAAGAAAGAAGGAAAAUCUGAGAACUCGGGUCCGACACUUUUAGAGGAAGAAACUGAGGAAGGUUACAGACAUGCGGUUUGGGUUAUGACUAUGAAACUAUUCGCCGAUAUGGAACGAAGAAGACGAGAAUUAGCCACGAGAGAUGCAGAGCAACGUAAGAGAAAGCGCGAAGAGGAAUUGUCUGCAGAAGCCCAAGCAGCAAUGGAGCGCGAAUGGCAAAGAAACUUUGAAGAGUCCAGACAAUCGCGCGUCGACAGCUGGAAGGCGUUUCAAUCCGGUACGAGUGCCACAAAGCAGAAGAAAGCGAAGAAGUUAAAAGCUUUUAGGCCGCCAAAAACGAAGGCGGAAUCGCGAUAAUCAAUCAUCCCUCGUUUUUCUCUACUUCCGGUGUGUGGAUUCUAAUUUCAAUAGACGCAAUGUUUUAUCUUAGAGAUUUUCUCACAACGUUAAGCUAGGGUAAGAAAUCUAAUUCGCGCAUUAAUAGAACGAUAAACAUGCUGAAUCACUUUAUCUUGAAAUUAAAAGAAAGGAUAUUUUGGAUCCCCGAUCUUUUUAAUUUCAAGCUAUCCAGUUACAAGAUAGAAAUUUUUUGGUUUUGACAUUGUUUAAAUACCGAGAUUCGAUUUUUUUAUGAAAUACCCUUAUACCCAUUAAUAGUCAUUUUUAUUAACCUUAAAUCUGAAUGAUGUCAUUAAAUCUUUGAUGAGCUUUCGAAGGCAUCUUUUUAUUUCAUUGAAAUAAAAAUCGUUUCUAUUUAUCAUCAACUCCAAUUUAACAUUGCUCACUAAUAUAUUCAGAGUAAACGAAGUUCGGGGGAGCUUGAUGAAAUCGAUAGCAAGGCUAUUUUCUUGCUUAGAUGUGUAAUCGUGAUUCAAAGCUAGUAAAAUAAAAAUGUUAAAGGUAUAUAUACCGAUGUUACCGUGAGUAAAAUCAUAAGAAUAAAUUUGUGCGUUACUAUAAAGGGAAAAAAUAUACGGAAAAUGC
Molecule: messenger RNA, 1436 nt
Organism: Acromyrmex echinatior (Panamanian leafcutter ant)
Lineage: Eukaryota; Metazoa; Arthropoda; Insecta; Hymenoptera; Formicidae
Product: dnaJ homolog subfamily C member 8
Cellular component (GO): nucleus
Source: RefSeq, a predicted model, not a curated record